CACCAUGUUCCCAUGGACCAUUUAUUUACUUCUUUGCUUAUUUAGGUUUUGUUGUUAUUGUUGUUAAUAUGUAAAUGACUUUUAUUGUAUUGGAUAAAAAGUUAUAUGUGGUUGUUUCAAGUGACAUAGCAUGUAUUCUUCUUGGAUAUGACCUGAGUUCACAUAUCAGUAUCAAAGUUUGUAGGUUUAUAAUCACCUGCUACUCCAGAUCCUGGAGAUCUAACACCCUAUUUUUCUGUAUGCCACCUUUAUACACAUGGAACACAUUCUCUCACACACACAAACAUUCAUAAAAUGUGGGGAAAAACUUUUUUCAAAUGUUCUUGUGACUCAUAAGCAAUUAGAGCAAAACAAGUUGCUUUAGGUGUGUAAUUCAAAUCAUAUAUUCUUUCUUUAAAUAUCUGUUAUCUUGCAUUUGAUUUGGAAUAGUUUUUAUUUCCUCAGCCUGAAGAAAUGAAAUUUUCUUUAUGAUAAGAGAAUGAGAUACUUUUAGUAAUCAAAUCUAUUUUCUACAAAGUUAAAACAUCAGAAGGCUUCAAGUGAAUCUGUCCAAUUCUGUUGGUACAGCCAUCCUCAAAAUUCAAUUUUCUAUUAUUAACAAAGAAAAAGUACUCAAGUAUACAGGAUGAGUGUUGGACAGUGAUUUCUUGUGGUUAAAUUUAGAAUAGAAUCUUGUAGUUCUUGCUUAAGAGAUUGUGAUACCUAUAUGUAGGUAUGUCUUUUUUGUCUUGUUUGGUCAGUGGUACCAUUUGUAUUGACUUUAUUAAUUGUCAUCUAAAUUUAUUGUUGUUUCUCUGGAAAAUGAUGGAACUUCACCAUUUUUUUAAAUGUACUAUAUUAUGUUUUGAGUUCCUUGUGCUUUGGUUGGUUUGGGGAAUUUCUGGGGACAGACAGCUUUAGUUUUCUCUUCUUGAUCUUAGAGAUUCACUUCUCGUUUCUCAAUAUAUCUGUGUUGUCCAGUUGUUGCAAUCUUCAUGUUUGGAUUUUUUUUGCUGCUUUAGUGCUUGAUAUGGUUAAUUCAUUAUUUUUGUGUUUUUAAAACUUUCUCAUGUAUUAUUGUGUCUUUGCCUUAACUAGCUUCAGCUGUCAAAAUUAUGUAGCCUGGAGUCAUCUGAGGGAACAUCAAUUGAGGCUAUGUCUAGAUCAGAAUUGCUAGUUACUGUGUCUUUGAGAAACUGUGUUGACUGAUGAUUGAUGUGGAAAGAAUCUUCUACUUAGGUUGCAAUACCCUAAUCAUGUGAGCCUGAGAUGGAUUACAAAGCUAGCUGAGCACAAGACAGUGACCAAUAAGAGCAUCUUGCUUGGGUUAUGAGCAUCUAUAGACUCAACCCAUUUCCUCUUCUUGAUUUCAAUUGUGUUGUGGUUGAAACUCAUCAGCUAGCAUCCUUCUUGUGCUAUAAUGCCAUCACCACCAUUAUAGACUAUGUGUAAAUCACAUAAGAUACAAUAGAAGAAAUUGAUAUUCAAUGCUAAGGCAGUUUGCUAGCCUACUGCUUUAAUUUUUUUGUUUGUUUUUGUUGACAAGAUUUGUCUGUGUAGCCCUGGCUAUCCUGAAAGUAGUUCUGUACACCCAGCUGUCCUUGAUAUCAGUGAUCCACUUGACUCUGGCUCACAAGUGCUAGGAUUAGAGGUGGCCUGAAAUUCCUGGCUUUUUUUGUUUUUAUAUUAUUGGGUGAUGGGCCUGGAAAGCAGGUUUUUUGUGUAUGUCAAGCGUAUGCUGUUGUAAUGAGCUUCAUCCUUAUCCUGAAUUUUGAAAUUUGGUAGAUGGUAUCAUUCUGUCUCCCAUGAUAACAUGUAUUCAUGACAUACUGCCUGAGACUUCUGUCAUUGGAUUUCAGGUACACAACAUUCUUCCUGCCUGUUGUGUUUGUUUUGAAAAUUUUUAAUGAAUAUGAGUAUUUUACGUUUAUGAACAGAUAUGCAUCACAUGGGUACCUGGUCAUCACAGUGAUAAAAAGAUGGUCUCAAAAACUGUGAACUAGGAAUAAUGGAUAGUCUUGAUCCCCUAUGUAAAUAUUGGCAAUUACCUCCACUUGUAUGCAAGACCAGCAUUCUUUAUUACAGAACCAUCUCUCCUGCCCCAUGUUGAUGAUUUAUUAUCAACAUUCAUACUGCUAAUGUUUUCAUCUGUUCAUUUGUAACUGUUUAAACAUGUGGUACCUUUUAGUAAGAUCUCAAUUGAUGUUACAGAUUAAAGUGGGGUAUUUCAGCUUUCUGGAAGAUGAAUACAGAAGCAGAAACUUCAGUAAAUAACCUCUAAGUUCUUCCUAUAUGUUUUGUUUGUUUGACUGAUUUUUGCACAGAAGAUGGAAUUCCAAUAUGGACUUCUGGCUCUCCAAGAACUGAUUGCAUAUAUUAGGCUAGCAUGCAACCCAGAAGCAGAUUUACCUGCCUCUGCUGCUGAGUGCUAUGGUUAAAGUCAUGAGCCAAUAUACCCAGCUUGUCCAUCUUAUUUUUCUUUUUUGUGCUUAGCAAAAUAAUUUUUCUUAUGUGUAGUCUGUGCUGUUGAUCUGUUUACUUGUUUCUCUAUGUUUGUUAAUAGACAUUUGUGUUGCAAGGUCAUAUCCCAUUCAUAGCAUACAGAAAUGACAGGGUUGAGCCUCCUAUUUAGUUUCAUUCCAGAGUUACUUGGUGAUCUGAAUAUAAUGUCUGUGUCAUGGAAUUAAAUGUGUGGAGCACUGCAAUUUUAUGAUUAUGCUGUCAAAGAGGUAUACACUUGCAAUGUUGUUAAUACCAUGCUUUCUGUUGUACAUAUGUAUGGGAUAUUUCAGAAUGCAGUGACCUAUGAUGAUGUGCACAUUGACUUCACUUGGGCAGAGUGGACUUUGCUGGAUCCUUCCCAGAAAAAUCUCUACAAAGAUGUGAUGCUGGAGACCUACAGGAACCUCACUACUAUAGGAUACAGCUGGGAAGACCAUGAUAUUGAAGAUCAUUGUAAGAGUUCUAGAAGACAUGAAAGGCAAGAAAGAAUUCAUAUUGGAGAGCAAUCUUCUGAACAUACUGAAUGUGUUAAAGCCUUUGCUCAUCACUAUACUCUUCACAGGCAUGAAAGAACAUAUACUGGAGUGAUGCCCUCUGAAUAUAAUCAAUGUGGUAAAGCCUUGGCAUAUCACAGUAAUCUUGAAAGGCAUAAAAAAGCACAAACUGGAGAAAAACCAUAUGAAUGUGAUCAGUGUGGUAAAUGUUUUGCAUAUUAUAGAAAUCUUCAAAUUCACAAAAUAACACAUAAUGGAGAGAAAUCCUAUGCAUGUAAUCAGGGUGGUAAAGCUUUUGCAUUGCAAAGAAGACUUCAAAUACAUAAGAGAACACAUGCUGGAGAGAAACCCAAUGAACGUACAUGGUUUGGUAAAGGCUUUUCACAACUCAGUGUUCUUCAAGUGUAUAAAAGAAUACAUACUGGAGAGAAACCCUAUAAAUGCCAUCAGUGUGGUAAGGACUUUGUAUGUCAAAGUCAUCUUCGAAUACAUAAAAGAACACAUACUGGAGAGAAGCCCUAUGAGUGUACUCAGUGUGGAAAUGCCUUUGCACUUCGAAGUAAUCUUCAAAGACAUAAAAGAACACAUACUGGGGAGAAACCAUAUGAAUGCAAUCAGUGUGGUAAAGCAUUUGAACGUCACAGUAGUCUUCAAAUGCACAAAAUAAUACAUACUGGAGAGAAACCCUAUGCAUGUAAUCAGUGUGGUAAAGCCUAUACACGUCACAGUGGUCUUCAAAUGCACAAAAGAACACAUAUUGGAGAGAAACCCUGUGAAUGCAAUCAGUGUGGUAAAGGAUUUAAUUAUCACAGCAGUCUCAGAAUACAUAAAAGAACACAUACUGGAGAGAAACCCUAUGAAUGUAAUUGGUGUGGUAAAGGCUUUUCACAACUCAAUCAUCUUCAAGUGCAUGAAAGAACACAUUCUGGGGAGAAACCCUAUGAAUGUAAUCAGUGUGGUAAGGACUUUGUAUGUCAAAGUCAUCUUCGAAUACAUAAAAGAACACAUACUGGAGAGAAGCCCUAUGAGUGUACUCAGUGUGGAAAUGCCUUUGCACUUCGAAGUAAUCUUCAAAGACAUAAAAGAACACAUACUGGGGAGAAACCAUAUGAAUGCAAUCAGUGUGGUAAAGCAUUUGAACGUCACAGUAGUCUUCAAAUGCACAAAAUAAUACAUACUGGAGAGAAACCCUAUGCAUGUAAUCAGUGUGGUAAAGCCUAUACACGUCACAGUGGUCUUCAAAUGCACAAAAGAACACAUACUGGAGAGAAACCCUGUGAAUGCAAUCAGUGUGGUAAAGGAUUUAAUUAUCACAGCAGUCUCAGAAUACAUAAAAGAACACAUACUGGAGAGAAACCCUAUGAAUGUAAUUGGUGUGGUAAAGGCUUUUCACAACUCAAUCAUCUUCAAGUGCAUGAAAGAACACAUUCUGGGGAGAAACCCUAUGAAUGUAAUCAGUGUGGUAAGGCCUUUGUAUGUCAAAGUCAUCUCCAAAUACAUAAAAGAAUACAUACUGGAGAGAAGCCCUAUGAAUGUACUCAAUGUGGAAAAAACUUUGCAUAUCAAAGUCAUCUUCAAAGGCAUACAAGAACACAUACUGGAGAGAAACCCUAUGCAUGUAAUCAGUGUGGUAAAGCCUUUGCCUGUUACAGUGGUCUUCAAAUGCACAAAAUAAUACAUACUGGAAAGAAACCCUAUGAAUGUAAUCAGUGCAGUAAAGUCUUUGUUCAUUACUCUUCUCUUCAAAGGCAUAAAAUAAUACAUACUUAAGAGAAACGCUGUGAAUGUACUCAGUAUAGGCUUUGCAUAUUAUAAUAAUCUCUGAGUACAUAAAAGAACAUACACUUGAGCAAAACUCUAUGAAGGUAAUAAGUGUGGUAAUGGUAUGUUUCAAUAGUAUACAAAAUCAUGAAUAAAAAUCAUACUGUAGAGAAAGCCUAUAAAUGUAGUCUGUGUGGUAAAAUUUUACACUUUCUACAAGAAUAAAAA
Molecule: messenger RNA, 4964 nt
Organism: Peromyscus maniculatus bairdii (prairie deer mouse)
Lineage: Eukaryota; Metazoa; Chordata; Mammalia; Rodentia; Cricetidae
Source: RefSeq, a predicted model, not a curated record